Chara braunii is the source of this 5008-nucleotide messenger RNA. NCBI's taxonomy places the organism in Eukaryota, Viridiplantae, Streptophyta, Charophyceae, Charales, Characeae. The record is from the annotation of a GenBank genome assembly.
UCACGUUUUCGCAUCCCCCUCUCAGUCGGGAUUGCAGGUAAGGCAUCAUGGCAGCAACAACAUCGUUGACGUCACGGCUUGCUUCCCUUUCCCCUCUCUCUCUCUCUCUCUCUCUCUCUCUCUCUCUCUCUCUCUCUCUCUCUUUCUCUCUUUUUUUUUUCGUGCUUGCCACGUCAACAUGGUCCUAAAAUAUGUUAAGUCUGGGAAAGAGGACGGAGGCAAGGGGAGUGGGUCUACUGUCCUUUUCGUACCCUACGACGACGACGACGACGGCGUUGAAGACCUUGAAAGAAAGAUGGCUAUGGAGUUGCGUCGAGUGAUUGUGGAGGCCCACGAUGCCACCAUUCUUUGCGUGGCCUUCAAUCCAUGGAGGAGGGAGAUCUUCAGCGGCGGUCAAGACUCCCUUAUCAAGGUCUGGGAUAUGGAUUCCGGCCGCCAUAUCCGGACCUUUCAGAAGCAUCGGGGUUGGGUCACCGACCUCCUGUUUCCUCUCCCUGUCCGCUUUCUCUUCUCCUCCUCGUUGGACGGACACCUUCUUGUCUGGACCGAGAAGGGCAAGGAGGUGCAGUGCGUUACCAUCGGUGAGCCCAUCUUCUGUCUACAGUGGAAUGCCAAGAGGAGGCAGGUGAUUGCUGGGGGGGACAGCAUGCUCUUCCUCUACCGAACCACAAGGCUUAGCUUCGAUGACCUUAAGGCGGCAGACGGACGCGAUGCUCGGAUCAUUAGGCUGGUGGCCACGAUCAAUAGUCAUAACGACAUCGUGCGGGGCAUUUGUUGCUCAAAAAAUGGGAAGAUUUUCAGCGCCAGCUACGACAGGAGCAUAUGCACUUACGAGAGUGAGAGGCCUAAAGACUCUAACUUGGCCAUCGAAGGGGACAGGCCUCGCGUUAUAUGGUCCAAGUUCAAGAAGUGCCAUAAGGGGGCCAUAAGUUGCCUGGCCCUUGACACGGACAACAAUUGGCUGAUAAGUGGGGGCCUAGAUGGUACCAUGAAGAUUUGGAGCCAUGAAGGGAGGUGCUUGGACACCUUCGAGAACUUCACUGACUCCAUCACUAGUAUAGCAUACCUUACGUCUACGAAGACGUACUGGGUGACCGGCAAGUCCAGGAAGAUGAUCGCUUAUGACCCUCGAACCCCCGCCGAAAUCACCAGCUACAUUGCGCAAACCAGCCGGCUGAAGGACUUCCAGCUGACCAAGGUGUAUCAGUGCCCGCAGUCCGAUCUAGUCAUCGGGAUCUCUCAUAACGACGAGUUAAUAAUGUGGAGGUACAACCCGUGCGCCGCACUGAGGGUGAUGACAGGGCAUUCCGAUUGGGUCGAGUCUGUUGCUAUCGUAAAUAGACAAGCCCGUGAAGCGGCACGUGUCGAAACUGAGGCUCAGGAGUCUGUUCCUUCUGCUCCGGUGGCCGCCGCGGCUGCUGCUUCUCAGGACGUCGCCGGUCCUACUACGGGAGAUCCUGUUCCAGGUGGUGCAGUUUCUGGUGCGGAUGGUCCAAGUUCUGGUGCGGAUGGUGCAAGUUCUGGUGCUGAGGGUCCGGUUUCUGGUGCAGGGGAUGCGGUUUCUGCUCCAGGCGGUGCAGUUACUGAUGCAGUUUCUGGUCCCGGUGGUACAGUCGCUGCUCCAGAUGGUGUAGUGUCUGGUGGAGGUGGUGCAGUUUCUGGUCCAGGCAGUGCAGUUUCUGUUUCUGGUCCACGCGGUACAGUCGCCGCUCCAGAUGGUGUAGUGUCUGGUGGAGGUGGUGCAGUUUCUGCUUCGGGCAGUGCAGUUUCUGGUCCAGGCGGUGGAGUUUCUGCUUCAGCUGGUGCAGUCUCUGGUCCAGGCAGUACAGUUGCUGCUCCAGGCGGUGUAGUGUCUGGUGGAGGUGGUGGUGCAGUUUCUGCUCCGGGCGGUGGCGUUUCUGCUUCAGCUGGAGCAGUCUCUGGUGCAGGUGGUACAGUUGCUGCUCCAGGCGGUGUAGUGUCUGGUGGAGGUGGUGGUGCAGUUUCUGCUCCAGGCGGUGGAGUUUCUGCUUCAGCUGGUGCAAUUUCUUCUCCAAGCGGUGCAGUGUCUGGUGGAGGUGGUGCAGUUUCUGCUUCGGGCAGUGCAGUUUCUGCUCCAGCGGUGGAGUUUCUGCUUCAGCUGGUGCAAUUUCUUCUCCAAGCGGUGCAGUGUCUGGUGGAGGUGGUGCAGUUUCUGCUUCGGGCAGUGCAGUUUCUGCUCCAGGCGGUGGAGUUUCUGCUUCAGCUGGUGCAGUUUCUGGUCCAGGUGGUGCAAUUUCUGCUCCAAGCGGUGCAGCUUCUGGUGGAGGUGGUGCGGUUUCUGCAUCAGGCAGUGCAGUGUGGUGCAGUUUCUGCUGCAGACGGCGCAGUUUCUACUGGUGCUGGUGCAGUUUCUGCUCCAGAUGGUCCAGUAACUGCUGCAGGUGGCGUUGUUUCUGCUCCGGAUGGCCCAGGUGCCGCUGCCGGUGUUGUAGUUUCUGCUGCAGAUGCAGGCCAUGCAGUGAGUUCUGUUCCAGGUGCAGGUCUUUCGCCAGGCUCUGUUCCAGGUGCACUUCCUGCUGCUUCUGUUGCUGUUCCUGCUGCUGCCCCUGCCAAAGAAGAACCGGAUGGCAGUGUGGACGGCAGACGCGUGGCCACGCUGCCUGACGUAGGGGGCAACACGACAGCCAAUGCUGUUACCGCUGGCAACAGCGAAGGCGGGAAGACACACUCCUCCCCACCGCUUCCUCCUCUUCCUCCUCCUCCUACUUCUAAGAUUGCUAAUGCCACUGUAAGCACUAAUUCUGUCAGUGCUGCUGUUCUCCCUACUAUGUCACAGCCCGCUUCUUCCUCUGGACAUCCGGCGGAGCAUGGCAUUGCAGAGAUGCACAGCAGCGCAUCCAGAGGAGUUCAGUUUGCUCCCUUGCCAUCUAACAGCAGGACGGAUCAGAACGGGCAGCAGAAGAUGGAGGGAGUGGGCUCUCGCCCUGAUUCUUCCUCCCAUUCUGGGACAGAUCCAACUGGGACUAACCAAGCCACUCCGGGACUCACUGGCACAAGUCCUUCCCGGGCAACAAUGUCCUCCCCCUCCCCUGUGCAAGGGUCCCAGAAGGAAGAUGCGUCUGGCCCCAGCGUAGCCAAAACGGGGUUGAUGGGUGUGAAAUCGGCGUUGGCAGGUGAUGCACAAGCAGGCGGGCAAGGAGGGAGCGAGUUUGGCACAGCGACCGUGAACAGCAGGCAGACCUCGGCACCGUCGAACGACAUCCUGGAAGCAUCAAGUGUGGCCAAGGGUAAUGCUAAGGAGGGGGAGCAGGAAGAGAAGCAGAGAGGGAGAGGUGGAGGGAAAGUGGCAGAGAAGGGUCUGGAGGAGGAAGCCAAGGACGAAGAAGAAGCACGUGAUGCUGAGCAGCCACCUGACAUCAUCACCACCAUCAAUGUGUACACCGGAGGGGCUGAUGGUUUGCUUCUUAAUUGGUUGUCCAACACUCAGCACAGCUACAACUUGUUGACCAUCAACGAGGAGAUUUCGGGGCAUGAUGGCUCUAUCCUCAGCAUCGAUUACUGCGAGGACCUAGACUUGCUGAUCACAGGAUCAGAGGAUCGCACCAUUCGGAUCUGGAAUCUGGAUGGGAAACGGUUUCUUCCCAGUGGCGAUGGCAAUCCGUUCGAGGGGAACGUUCUGACUGGCCACGCGGAUCGUGUGGUCGGAGUGGUCUGCUGCAAGGAGCAGGUGCUUGUCAGCGUCUCUCAUGACAUGUCCAUUCGCUGGUGGGACCUCAACACGCGGCAGGAGACGCACGCGGUGGAGAAGGCGCACAACACUCCGAUCACAUCUGUGGCAUACAGCGCCGAUCGAGACGAGCUUGCGACAUGCGCUUCGGAGCCCUUAGCUAAGAUCUGGUCCAGCGACACCUACUCUCUAAAGGCCACGUUGACAGGUCUACCGGGUGACAUAGCCAACGUCAAAUGGAGCAGCAUGCAGAAAGGGAUCUGGGUGACGGGGGCAGACGAUGGCACGGUGGCCAUCUGGUCAGCGGAAACCGGGAAGCCUGUAACCAACACCUGCUUCACGGGGGAGUCAGUCACAUGCCUCUGUGUCGACGAGAUCAACGAGGUCAUCCUUGCUGGCAUGUCCAGCAACCUCAUCCGGGCCCUGGACAUCGAUCUGUCCACCACUUUACGCGUUUACGCAGGACAUUCGGAUGCCAUCCGAUGUAUAGUGCACAUCAAGGAGAAGGCGCAGUAUUUGUCAGCUUCCUGGGACAAAACGCUGCGAAUAUGGCUGGCCUACAAGACGAAGAAGAAGGAAGAUGCAUGGAAAGACGACCCCAACUUCAAGGAGGGAAUGGAAAAUGUUUGGGCAAGGGGGGGUGCGAUGGGGAACAUAGGGGGUUAUUUCCUGGAGGAAAGUUGCCCUCCCCAAGAGCAAUACAUCAGCAACUACGAGAGGGAGCAUCCCCUCGUCUAUCCGAAAACGAUGGUGUCCUAUGUUGGCUUCACCGUAAGGUUGGGGAAGGGUCCCAGCAGAGGACUGGGGUAUGCCGCAAGGGACAUAGGGGACGAAGUGGACGGGAGGGAGGGGCAAUCCGUUACCACGGCCGGGGGCCCUCUCACUGCCUCAAAAUCGGAGACCUCUCUGAAAUCCUCCUUACCUGGGGGAGCCCAAAACCAAGAACCCUUGCCUCCUAACUGCCCCGAAAUACUGGAGGCGAGGCUUGCGGAACUCGAGAAGGCUCUUCUUGCCCAGUUCUAUUCUAUCCCAGACGACCAUAGUCAAGGUUCUACAGACGAUAAGAUACUGAAUGGGAAGAGAGCCAGAAACGUGGCGUCAGCGUCCCAUACCAAGGGUCGCCGGCGGAAAAACUAUGCCGCAGCCAAGUCCCCUGUGAAACAAGCAGCGCGUGCCACCCGUGCGGCGGCUGUGUCCUCUCCAAGUCGUCGAGGCAAGCGCAGAGGCAACCGCACCAAGCCACGAUGAAAAUCUGCGGGACAGGUCACACGCCAUAUCCAUGGAACGGCUCAAGCCUCUGCUCAUACUGCUAAUUUUGAA